AUGGUUUACAGGGUUUAUAGCCAUGCUACUGACCAUCCUUCAAGGUUUGCGGGGUUUUAUCCCACGCUAGGGACUAUCAUUCAAGGCAUUCAAGGUCGGUUUACGGGGAUAUACCCCACGCCAGUGACCAUCAUUCAAGGUUUACGGGAAACUUCCACAUUGGAAAAAAUGCAUCACAUCCUAAAGGAAUCGCGAUGGCCUGGUGGUAAGAUCCCGGCUUCAGAACCGGAGGGCUUCAAGUUCGAGACACGAUUUCACAUAAAAACCAUCAGAGCGUUAAAAAUAGAUUUAUUCUCCCUGGCGGAAGAAUUAGGGAUCGAGACUGACCCCUCAAAUAAAGUAGUAGAUCUGAUCAGGAAAAUUAAAGAGUUCCCAGAUAUUGACUUAGACUUCGUAAAAGAUAGAUAUGAAGUUAUAGUGGAAGAACGAAAAACAGAGAAAGAGCGCGUAGAGGCAGAAUUACAAGCUGAAAGGCAGCGCGAACGGGAAUUUGAGUUGGAGCGUUUAAGAAUAUCUAAUUCCUCGGAAAUUAAUAGCUCACAUUCAAGCCGAAAUGAAAAUUCUAGACCGCGGAGAGAUAUUAAGCAUUUAAUGCCUAAGUUUGAUAGUAACCAAACUGAUAUGUCAAUUUAUCUUACGUUACUAGAGAGGCAAUUCAAAACCGCCGAGAUUGACGAGGCUGAAUGGGUCUAUCAACUACUGUCAUUAUUACCGUUAAAUUUGGCUCACAUCAUAGCGAAAGAACCGGAAGACAAGGCUCAGGAUUACGAGCAUAUUAAACAAGUUUUGCUGGAACGAUUUAAGAUAAAAACCGAGACAUAUAGGCAGCGUUUCGUGAGCCAUCAGAAAAAACCGAACGCAUUGUGGAAGGAAUUAAUUUUUGAUCUGGAACAUUUCUUAGAUGGCUGGCUUUCGGGAUCGGGUGUAACGGAUUUUACCGGGCUAAAGAAAUUGCUAAUCACCGACCAGAUAAAAAAACGCGUCCCGAGCCAGAUAAGAGACCAUUUUCUAGACGUAUGGUCGGAGUUCGUGGAUCCUUUUGUUCUAGCCGAGAAACUGGACCACUACGAAUCGGUGCGGACGAAAUCCAACUUUGUGAAAUUCCCCGAAAGAAAAAUGGUUGAGAGAAACAGACCGUUUUCGCCUAAAAAAGAAGAGAAGUAUAAAGCUACGGAAAGAAUGGCAAACGCUAAACCCAAUGAGAAUAAAUCGUGGAGGAAUUUAGCCCCACAAAGGAAUUGGAGGGGAGACAAUUUUGAUCAGCGGAAACAAUUACAAUGUUAUGAAUGCCUGUCUACGACGCAUUUAAGGCCAAACUACCCUCAAUUAAAAAGGAAUCAACCGACAGAGCAGAUAAAUCACGUAGGAAGCGCGCACGAAAAUGAAUUAUUUGCUCCCUAUAUAAGUGAAGGAUCCGUUAAUGGAUCGGAAAUUAAAAUUCUCCGGGAUUCAGGCGCCAGCGUAGAUAUCGUUACACGAAAUUACGUCAGUAAUGCAGAUUUUACCGGUGAGCUCACUAGCCCAGAGUUCGGGGAGGUCGUCACAAAGGCCGCUAUUGUCGAUUCAUCUCUCGAUCAAGGAAUUUACCUUCUUAGUAACGCAACGGCCGAGUUACUUAACAAACGUAUCAGUAUUGCCACUGUGAAUGCUGUCACUACUCGUUCACAAAAGAAGGGGGAAAACGCGAAAGGGGAUGGAAAAGCAAGGAGAAUAGAAAGCGGGACAGGAGGGAAGAAUGAGAUAGAACCUGAAAUGCAACUGAGAGAAGAAUCGUUACCACCCAUUGAGAUAGGGGAAGGAGCUGAAGAUUUAUUCACUCCGUUCAAGAUAACUCAAGAAGAAUUUUCAAAGGCUCAAAUGGACUGCGGAACCUUGGAAGAAUGUAGGGAACGCGUUAACAAAGGACAUGAUGGAUUUAAAAAGGAAAAGGGAUUGUUUUUUAGGGUAACAAAAGAUCAUUUAGGGAACCCGAGAUCUCAAUUAAUUGUGCCGAAAAAAUUCAGACCGGCAAUAUUAGAGAUGUGCCACGAGUCGACGUCGGCACGUCUGGGGGUAACUAAAACGAAAGAUAGGGCCCUAAAAUAUUAUUUUUGGCCAAAUUGUGUAAAGGAUAUCGAGAAUUACGUUCGCUCGUGUGAUCCUUGUCAACGAAUCGGUAAACCGAGGGAGAAGACAAAGGCCCCUCUCAAAUUAGUUCCCGUUAUAUCGGAAAUUUUUAGCAAAUUAAAUAUUGAUUGCAUAGGAUCAUUACCCAUUAGUGAGAAAAACAAUCGAUAUUUGUUAACGGCGAUGUGUAUGUCUUCAAAAUAUCCGGAUGCAAUCCCUAUAGAAGACCUUACGUCAAUCACAGUGAUGAAUGCUAUGUUAAACGUUUUUAGUAGAAUGGGGUUUCCCCGUGAGAUACAGUGUGAUUGGGGUACGUCGUUCACUAGCUAUUUAACCACAGAAUUUUUUGAUCAGUUCGGAAUAAAAGUCACUCAUUCAUCUGUGCGGCAUCCCCAGACAAACCCGGUAGAGCGUUUCCACAAAACCAUUAAGCGACUUCUAAAGGUACUAUGUUUAGAGUCAGGAAAGGAUUGGGAGAAAAAUCUUCCAGCAACUCUGUUAGCUUUGAGAACGGUUACUCACGAGAGCACAGGAUUUAGCCCCGCUGAGUUGGUUCACGGAAAAAACCUAAGGACUCCAGAAAUGCUGUUAUACGAGCACUGGGUAGCACCGAAAGAAAACGAAACGGCGGUACCCAAAUACAUGUACGACUUAAUAAACCGCAUGAGACGUUGUCAGGAUAUAGCAGUAACCAGGAUGUUGGAGACGCGAGAUAAGAGAAAAUUAUGGUAUGACAAAAAUGCUGGCCAUCGCCAAUAUAAAUCCGGUGAUCAAGUGUUGGUGCUCGCAGCAUCUAUGCCGAAUAAACUAUCAGUACAGUGGAUAGGGCCAGGCGAAAUUUAA
This is a messenger RNA of Argiope bruennichi, 2949 nucleotides long. RefSeq lists its product as uncharacterized. NCBI's taxonomy places the organism in Eukaryota, Metazoa, Arthropoda, Arachnida, Araneae, Araneidae. Gene Ontology annotation, biological process: DNA integration. The coding region runs from base 1 to 2949 and encodes 982 amino acids. The record is from RefSeq and is a predicted model, not a curated record. Gene Ontology annotation, molecular function: nucleic acid binding. The transcript has 4 exons.